Molecule: messenger RNA, 135 nt
Organism: Heterostelium album PN500
Lineage: Eukaryota; Evosea; Eumycetozoa; Acytosteliales; Acytosteliaceae
Exons: 3
Coding region: 1-135 (44 amino acids)
Source: RefSeq, a predicted model, not a curated record
AUGAAAAAAGAUGAAAUGCAAGAAGCAGAAUGUUGUUGCAAAACUCAAAAAGACAGAUAUGUUUUAAUCUUUGUGUCAUUAAUUAAUAUGAUCAUUUUUAAAGAGAUGACAAGUGAGGUGGAAAGAAACAUUUGA